Molecule: messenger RNA, 3014 nt
Organism: Coregonus clupeaformis (lake whitefish)
Lineage: Eukaryota; Metazoa; Chordata; Actinopteri; Salmoniformes; Salmonidae
Product: proteinase-activated receptor 4
Exons: 2
Coding region: 786-1976 (396 amino acids)
Biological process (GO): blood coagulation; thrombin-activated receptor signaling pathway; positive regulation of Rho protein signal transduction
Cellular component (GO): membrane
Molecular function (GO): thrombin-activated receptor activity
Source: RefSeq, a predicted model, not a curated record
GUCUUUCCUCUGUCGUCAAGACCUGAAGCUUUUUGUGGGUUGUGUUUUAAAUGGCAUCUGAGGAUGCACGAUUUAGUUCAGUAUGGAUAACAAAAGAUUGCUGCAAGGGAGAGGAGUAUUGGGAAUGUACGGGUGUUAUUUAGGACAGGAUAUUUUCAAUGAAUGUCAGAACAUGGAACUCUUGAGCACAAUGACACUUACUUAUGAAGUGUGUGUGUGUGUUUUCUAUCUGUGUGUUUGUAUGUGUAUGCUCUUACGAGAAAGGGUCAUUGGGUGUGAAUGGAUGUCUGUCUGGAAUAAUGCAAACCUUACUAUGGCCCCAGUGGUCAAAUUGCCAUAUUUCCUGUUCCUCAAAGCGUGGGGCAGAUCAACUCACCGCUCUCUCCUCAUAUGAAUCACAGCAUGAGAAGAACAAUGUCAUGCCCCCACCCCCAAACAUGCACCACCCCCAGAGGCAGAACUAGACACACAGCUGGACCAUAAUACUAGAAGAGAGCAGAGGAGUACAGAGUGUAGAGGAGACCGGUGUCGUCUGUUGAAGUCAAGCUGCUGAACUCAUCUGAGACACAGCAAAGACUCUUGGCAAACUUUGGCAGGAACACAGUGGUUUGAAGUGUGAUAUUGAGAUUACAAUUUCAGACUUGGGACACAGAGGCUGCGUUACACGGAGCAGAGAACGGAAGGAAGGGAGAGGAGUGCGAGAGGCAGCUCUCUCUGCUUGUGGAAGUAGCUCGUAACCAUAACUUAUAGCUUUCGCUGUGAGCGUACGGAUCUUCUGCAGCACUAUGAGUCUCUCUGCUCCAGCCGGGACUCUGCUAUUGCUGCUCUCUCUCUCCGCUCUCCUCCAUGGCUGUUCCUCCUCUCCCACCACAGAAGAGUGCACUGGCAUGGGCGUCCGGCUGCGCUCCUUCAAGUUGGUGUCCAACUGUAACUUCACCACCCUGAAAGACAAGCAGAUCCAGGAGGUGCAGGCUCCCACCACCGUGCUCUACGUGCCCAUCCUCUACCUGUUAGCCUUCACUGUGGGCCUCCCGGCUAACCUCCUGGCCCUGUGGGUCCUUCUGUUCCGUACCAAGAAGAUGCCCUCCACCAUCCUCCUCAUCAACCUCACCGCCACCGACCUCAUCCUCCUGAUGGUGCUCCCCUUCCGCAUAGUCUACCACUUCCAGGGCAACGACUGGGUCUUUGGCGAGCCCUUCUGCCGCGUGGUCACGGCGCUCUUCUACGGCAACAUGUACGGCUCGGUGCUGUGCCUGGCAUUCAUCGCCGUGGACCGCUAUGUGGCAUUGGUGCACCCGUUCGGUGCCAAAACCCUCCGCAGCCGCCGCACCUCCCUUUACAUGAGCCUGGGUGUGUGGGUGGCGGUGCUGGCCGCCAUGGUGCCUCUCCUCGUCUCGCGCCAGUCCUACACACUGGACAAGCCGCGCAUAACCACGUGCCACGACGCGUUACCCGAGGAGGAGCAUGAGAACUACUUCCUGUCCUACUUUCUCACACUCUUCUUUCUCUGCUUCCUGCUCCCCCUGCUGGUCGUCCUCUACUGCUAUGGCUCUGUGAUACGCACCCUAGUGGCGGCAGGCCAGCACUACGCCCAUGCUGUGCGUGUCACCGUGCUAGUGCUGGUAGUGUUCGUGGGCUGCCUGCUACCUAGCAACGUCCUCCUUCUCCUGCACUACUCCGACUCCUACCUGGUGGAUGACGGGGAGGACCUGUACCUGCCCUACAUGGUUAGCCUAGCUGUUAGCACGUUGAACAGCUGCAUCGACCCCUUCAUCUUCUACUACGUCUCUGAUGACUUCCGGGAAAAGGUCAGGACGGUGCUGUGUUGCCGAGGCGACAAUGGGAGAGACUCGACCACGGGGAACCAGGUGUCCUAUUCGUCCUCCUCAAACGGGAAACCAAGGUCAAAGGUUACGCUGCUGUCCAUGUCUAGUCGGAGCCCGGUGACGUCAGAGGGGGAGGCAGCAUGCCGAUAGGUAUUAGAGAACUAGACGUAUAGGCACUAGGAUCAGACGCAGACUCCAUCUUGUGUUGUGGCGCAAUGUUUUCCUCUGGUUUAUGUGAGACUCAUCUCAUGUAUACAGCCGAUGACUUUUAUAUACAGCUGUGGGGACUUGGCACAGAUGUAACAAACAAUGGAUGCCAUUUCUGUGCAAUUUCCAUAAACAUGCAGUCAAUGGAGGGAGGUGUUUAGGAUUCAUCAUCACGCAGGGAUACAUUAGUCUCUCUAGACAUCCACGUUGCCUCCCACAAUUUUCAAAUGCUCCUCACUGUUGCCUAGUGUCUGGUUUUCGAGACUAGGGAGAUCGUUUGUACCAUUAGAGUUCUACAGUAUUACACAGUCACUCUAUAAUAAUGGACUGUCUUAUAGAAGUCCGACAGAAUGGGAAGAACACAGUUCAGGGUUACACAUUUGUAUGAAAAAUGUAUGCACUCACUAACUGUAAGUCGCUCUGGAUAAGAGCGUCUGCUAAAUGACUAAAAUGUUUUCAUUGUAUUAUCUCAACAAUCCAGGGGUACAUUCCUACAGGUAGGGUUACCUAUUCUAUAGCUUACAGCUCUGUGGUAAAUUGUUAAAUUGUCUGUGGAAUAGCUGAACAGUUUGUAGCUAGAGGUCACCAACAGCAUAUCACAUUAAGCCGUUCUAAGUGAUGCCAUCAUUUGUUUCCAUUUAGACGUGUUGGCCAAAUAUAGGCAUGUCCAUGUGAAACUGGCUAUACGUCUGGAAUGCAUUCUGUUCAUACCAUGCUGUGACUGCUUGUCUGGAACCCAUUCAAGUUUUUGAUAAUUUCCUCACAAAUUAUACAUUCUGGAGAGUGUUUUUAUGGUAAGGGACAGAGUCAGCAAAACAUCAUAAUGUGGCUGUCAGAAUUAUGUACCCUUAAUUCAGUCAUUAAAAAUGGUUUUGAUGUACGAGGCUGGUUUAUACUUGAAUACUUGAACUGGUGUGUGACACUCUGGCUCCGGGACUUUUGUAUUUGAGCCAGGGUGUAUUUGUUUUGUUAGGUUUUGUU